Messenger RNA from Venustampulla echinocandica, 945 nucleotides. RefSeq lists its product as uncharacterized. NCBI's taxonomy places the organism in Eukaryota, Fungi, Ascomycota, Leotiomycetes, Helotiales, Pleuroascaceae. The record is from RefSeq and is a predicted model, not a curated record. The transcript has 2 exons. Bases 1 to 945 code for a protein of 314 amino acids.
AUGGCUCCUACAAUCCUAAUCGUGGGUGCAACAGGUAAUACGGGUCGAAGUGUGGUGGAGACCCUUUCGGACUCAAUAAACACUAGCGAAGCACUUGCAGGACAUCGCAUCAUUGCUCUCACACGUUCCUCGAACAGCUCUGUUGCACAGAAACUUGCCAAACUCCCGAAUGUGUCUAUCGAAGAGAAGAAUUGGGUGGACAUCAGCCCCGACUGGCUCCGUGAACGCAAUGUUGUCAAGGCCUUUAUUGCUUCUCACAACGAACCCUCCCAUUUUGCAGACGAAUCAACAUUCCACCUCGCUGCCCUUCACGCUGGUGUAAAAUAUGUCGUGCGCAUCUCUACCACCGCUGCUAACGUUCACCCUGACUAUCCGGCAUACUACCCGCGGCAACAUUGGGCAAUCGAGGCGUUAUUGAAUUCACCAGAGUUUGAAAAGCUACAAUGGACAUCUCUGCAGCCAAAUACCUUCACCACCAUGGCCCUUGGGCCUGCCCUGGAGCUCAUCAAGCAGUAUCGUAAAGAUGGCAAGCAAGACACACUGGUCUUGAUGGCUGAUGAAGAUGCGCGCGUUGGAUACGUUCAUCCCGACGAUGUUGGUCGCUUUGCGGCUGUACUUCUCUGCCAGGAAGAUUAUUCCGUCCAUAAUAAGGCCAAAUAUGUGCUUAAUGGUCCGGAGGAUAUCACAGGGAAGCAAAUCGUGAAGUUGGUUGAGCAAUAUAUAGGAACACAGGUCAAGAACGUCAAAUUUAGAGAUAUGAGCUUCAUUGAUUCUGCGGCGGCUUCGGUUAAGGAGAACAAAAGCCUCAUUUUAUCCAUCAAGUAUGCCCCUGUUACAGCCUGGGAAGGAAAGUGCUCGGUCGCAACAACUAGCAAGGAGGUUAAGGAGCUAGCUGCACCACAAAUUACCCCUGCUGGAUGGCUGAAGAGUGCUCUAGAAGCAUAA